CAGUGAGAAGUUAAAAUUUUGAUAAAAUGUUGGGGAUUACUGAGAUUUUUAUAGCUCUAGUAGUGUGUCUCCUGAUUUUGCAGUUCCUCAAGAUGCAGUGGAUGCGUACCCAGCUUCCUCCAGGACCAGUUCCCCUCCCCAUCAUCGGAAAUUUAUGGCUGCUGGACUUCAAACUUCGCCGAGAAACUCUCAGUAAGUUAACCAACAUCUAUGGAAACAUCUACACACUGUGGAUGGGACAGACACCUCUGGUUGUCCUGAAUGGCUACAAAGCAGUAAAAGAUGGCAUCAUCACCCACUCAGAAGAAGUUUCUGGAAGACCUCUCACCCCUUUCUACAGGGAUAUGAUGGGCGAGAAAGGUAUUUUCCUGACAAAUGGCCACACCUGGAAGCAGCAGAGACGCUUUGGCAUGACAAUUAUAAGAAGUCUGGCACUUGGUAAGAACAAUUUGGAGCAUCAAAUUCAAACAGAGGCCUGUCACCUUGUGGAUAUCUUUGCAAAUACAAAAGGCAAACCUUUUGACCCCCACACUUCCAUCGUCUGUGCAAUUGCAAAUAUCAUUUGUGCUGUUGUUUUCGGUCAUUGCUUCUCCAGUGAGGAUGAAUCUUUCAGCAAACUCAUCAAAGCUAUUUAUUUUGUGAUCUACUUUCAAGGUACUAUCUGGGGCAGGCUGUACGAUGCUUUCCCAUGGCUCAUGCACCACCUCCCAGGGCCUCAUCAGGAGGUGUUUGCAUACAGCGACUUCAUGCACAGAUUAGUCAUAAAGGAGGUGCAGGCUCAUGAGAGACAGAACACAGGUGAUCCACGGGAUCUCAUUGACUUCUACCUGGCUCAAAUAUCAAAAACCAAGGAUGACCCUACUUCUACAUUCAAUAGAGAAAAUAUGGUUCAGACUGUGAUUGAUCUUUUGCUGGGAGGGACAGAAACAACAAGCACCACCCUUCUCUGGGCACUGCUCUACAUGGUCCAAUACCCAGAAAUACAAGAAAAGGUUCAAAGAGAGAUAGAGGCUGUUCUGGAACCCUCCCAUGUCAUCAGCUAUGCAGACCGUAAGAAGCUGCCCUACACAAACGCGGUGAUUCACGAGGCUCUGCGCUACAGCAACGUCACCUCUGUUGGGGUCCCUCGACUGUGUCUGAGGAGCACAACUCUGCUGGGUUUUCACAUUAAAAAGGGCACACUCGUGUUGCCAAAUCUGCACUCUGUGGUGUACGACACUGAGCACUGGGCAACCCCUUGGAAAUUCAACCCAGAUCAUUUCCUAGAUUUGGAUGGCAACUUUGUGAACAAAGAGGCAUUCUUACCCUUCUCAGCAGGGCACCGUGUAUGUUUGGGGGAACAGAUGGCACGAGUUGAACUGUUCAUCUUCUUUACCAACCUCCUUCGGGCAUUUACAUUCCAGCUCCCUGAGGGAGUGAAGGAAAUCAAUCUGGAGUACAUUUUGGGUGCAAUACUGCAGCCACAUCCAUAUAAACUCUGUGCUAUUCCACGCUAG
Molecule: messenger RNA, 1496 nt
Organism: Poecile atricapillus (Black-capped chickadee)
Lineage: Eukaryota; Metazoa; Chordata; Aves; Passeriformes; Paridae
Product: cytochrome P450 2J2-like
Exons: 9
Coding region: 27-1496 (489 amino acids)
Biological process (GO): arachidonate metabolic process; xenobiotic metabolic process
Cellular component (GO): cytoplasm; intracellular membrane-bounded organelle
Molecular function (GO): iron ion binding; heme binding; oxidoreductase activity, acting on paired donors, with incorporation or reduction of molecular oxygen, reduced flavin or flavoprotein as one donor, and incorporation of one atom of oxygen
Source: RefSeq, a predicted model, not a curated record